Molecule: messenger RNA, 1611 nt
Organism: Aureobasidium uvarum
Lineage: Eukaryota; Fungi; Ascomycota; Dothideomycetes; Dothideales; Saccotheciaceae
Source: the annotation of a GenBank genome assembly
ACUUCUCCAUAUCAACUAGACCUAGGUGAAUUGGGCUUUAUCGAAGGUCUCAAUGUGACCAGCAAGUCGUCGUCAAACGUACUUUGCCACUACUUCGGAGGAAUCCCAUAUGCUCAUCCUGCAGAACGUUUUCGGGCACCUCGACCUCUUCCUCUCUCGUAUCGCUAUGGUGCUAAAGACAAGCCUGCUAAAUUCACUGGCCAGGUCGGAAUAUGUCCACAGCCAGGCUUCAUCAGUUUGCCUAACCCUGAUAUCUGGAACGAAGACUGCCACCAACUCAACAUCUGGAUGCCUUCUGGAGUUCGACCUGCAGAGGGCUGGCCUGUAUUCUUCUAUCUGUUCGGUGGAUGGCUUCAAUUCGGAGAUCCGAACAUGGCUCCAGAGGCAUUAGCGGAGCUGCUGAGCGAGACAGCCUUCAAAGCCAUUAUCGUCAUGCCUGGUUACAGGGUCAACGCCUUCGGCUUUCUAGCAAGCAAAGAGCUAGAAGAUGAGGCAAGAGCGAAUGGCGAAACAUACUCAAACUUCGGCUUCUGGGACCAACGCACGGCUUUGGAGUGGGCUCACGAUCGCAUUGCUUCUUUCGGUGGCAACAAAGACAACAUCACCGUCGCAGGAUAUUCGGCUGGCUCAUAUUCGACUUUCCAGCAGCUUGCCUAUGAUGCCUAUCUUCCACAGAGAUCAUCGAUUAUCAAGAGAGGUGUCGUAUCUUUCUUUUCUGUUGCAUGUAUCGUGCUGACAAGCUUGCANGUUUGCAUGCUCUCAAAUGGUCCAGGUCUCCAGCCUCGUUCUACCGAAAACCGUCAGAAGCAAUUUGAUGAGCUCCUCGGUUGGCUCAAUAUUCCACUUUCGCUCAGUCCAGCAGAGAAGUUGUCUCGACUGCGCGAGAUUCCAGCUCGUCAAUUAGUCGCUGUCCAGAGCAGCAUGAAAUUCCAUGAAUUUCGCCCAGUCGCAGACGGCUCUUUUAUCAAUGACAACCUAAUAAGCAGCAUAAAUGACGGUUCGUUCGCGAAACAGUUAAAAGAUAGAGGAAUCAAGAUAAUGAACGGAGAAAACAAANNGGCGUGGCGCACCCCUGACUGGAGUUAUGAUGCUGUCUACGAACGUCUCGUCGCGGACUAUCCAGAGUCCAAGGUCAAGAAGCUUAUGGACCUUCGUGUACCAGACAAGAGACUACCCACAUUCGCUGAAGACUGGCCUGACUUGUUCGGUCGUCUGUACGCCGAUGUGCAAGUGCACGAUCUUGAACGCGGGUUUGCGAAUCGUCUUUCUCAAGGCGGAUUGACUGUGGGCAAGGAUCUUCUUCGCUAUCGCAUCGAGUGGCGAGCAAAGUGUGCCGACAACAUUGCUCCUCCAGAGUGGAAAGUAACACAUUCUACGGAUCGUGCUAUCUGGUUCUGGGGCGCUGGCUUGGGCCAGGGCUUGACUGCAAAGGAAAAAGAGAUUCUCAAAGACUUGAAUGCAGUCUUCGCACGUUUCGUAAAAGGAGAAGAUGUGCAAUGGAGUCAACAAGACCCAAAGAUGGUGUACAGACUCAAUGCUGCAGGCCAGAUGGACAUGUGGGAUGAUGACAGAUGGGAAAGAGGUCUCGAAGGCUGGGAAGCCAUGAACGGG